Dictyostelium discoideum AX4 is the source of this 2547-nucleotide messenger RNA. RefSeq lists its product as hypothetical. The record is from RefSeq and is a predicted model, not a curated record. The transcript has a single exon. Gene Ontology annotation, cellular component: membrane. Lineage: Eukaryota; Evosea; Eumycetozoa; Dictyosteliales; Dictyosteliaceae. Bases 1 to 2547 code for a protein of 848 amino acids. Gene Ontology annotation, molecular function: metalloendopeptidase activity. Gene Ontology annotation, biological process: proteolysis; cell adhesion.
AUGAAUAGAAAUUAUUUAUUCUUAAUAUUUAUUAUUUUAAAUAUUAUAUUUAUUAAAAUAAGUAAUAGUACAAUUCAAAGCAAUAAUAAUAAAAAUAAUUUUAAUAAUAAUAAAAAUAUUAAUAAUAAUUUAGAAGAACCAAAAUCAAUUCAAACUAUAAUUGACCAUUACUUUGGUAACUUUUUAACAUCUCCAUUAGGUAAAAAAGUUAGUAGUAAACAUUAUAUUAUUUUUGAAGAUCCAUUAGAAAAAGAAAUACCAUUUGAAAAAAGUUAUGGUUAUAAUUGCAAACAUGAUGAAAUAAGUCAAAAAUUAAAAAAACCAAAUUUUAAAAAAAGACAUAUUUAUAAAAAAGUUGAAGAUUAUUACCCUGAAUCAUCUUCUUCAAGUUAUACUUCUUUUUCUUCUUCUUCAUUUUCAAAUGAAAAUAAAGAAUUUCAAUCAACAGAAAUUUUAAAUGAAAAAGAAUUAAUACCUCAACAAUUAACAUUACAAAGACCAGUUCAAAAUAGACCAAUUACAAAUAAAAAUGAUGAACCACAACAACAAGCUCAACAACAAGCUCAACAACAACUUGAACCUCAACCUCAACAACAAUCAAUACAAGAUAAAUAUAAACCAAUACCAGGAUAUGAAAAUAUUGAUAAUAAUUUAUUAAAUGAAAAAAUUCAAAAUAAUAAAAUUCGUUUCUUUAUUAAUGAAAGUUAUGUAGUGGGUAAAGGUGAUAAGGGCGCAUGUCAUAUGGUCGGUCAAAAAAUUAUUAUGGGAUUUAGUGGUGUUGUUAAGGAAGAUUGUAGAAUUGAUGUUUUUAGUGGUGCCAUUUUGAAUACUCCAUGCUUUUAUAGUUGUCAAGAGAAAGAUAUACUAACUGAAGAUUUGAAGGUACUUUUAAUGGAUUAUGUUGUAAAAGCAACUUUUGAUAUAUUUACCAGUAUAAUAUCAGUUCGUACACCUGAUAAAACUUUAAAAUUAGUGGAGGACCCUGAUGAACCAAAACCAGUCCAAUGUACACGUGGUGUUUACAUACCAGAGGAAUUAUACACCACUGGUAUCAAUAAUACCGAUCAUUAUGUUUUCAUUACAUCAAGACCAACACCAGACCUAAUGACAAUUGCAUACUCUUUGAUUUGUGAUUCACCAAUCUAUUACUAUGGUAGCGCUAAAGAUGAAUGGGUUUAUGAAAGACCAAGAGUGAGUGUACUAAAUUUCAAUCCAAAUUAUUUCACUAAAAUCUUAGAGAGUCAAAGUAAAUGGACAUUCAAUCAAUUUAUGAGAGUUGGUAUCCAUGAGAUGGUUCAUUCACUUGGAUUUUCAUCACCACUUUAUAGUAGUUUCAUUAAUCCUGAAAGUGGGUUACCAUAUAGUGUAAAUAAAACAAUAACUAAAACAGUACAAGAGAAUGGUACAUCACCAUUAGGUAAACCAUUCAUUCGUGAGAAAUAUUUAAUUAGUUCACCAUCUGUUGUAAAUUUCACUAAAGAGUAUUUCAAUUGUGAUUCAGCAGAAGGAUUUGAAUUGGAAGAUUAUGGUGGUGCAGGUACUGCUGGAAGUCAUUGGGAGAAAAGAACAGCCGAUGAAGAGAUAAUGACUGGUUACAUUUCACCAACGUUGCCAUUAAGUAGAUUAACUUUAUCUUUUCUUUAUGAUACUGGUUGGUAUUUCCCAAAUUUUAAUUACUCUGAACAACAUAAAUGGGGUAGUAAAUUAGGAUGUAAUUGGUUAAAGAAUUGUGAAAUUGAUUCUUGGUCUCAUCAAGGAUACUAUUGUGAUAACUUUAGAGAAAUGGGUUGUACUGCCAAUAGAUUAGGUAAAGGAAUUUGUCAUAUAGUUCGUUAUCAAGAUACAAUACCUGUAAUUUAUCAACAUUUUAAUUCAACAUCAAUUGGUGGUAGUAAUCGUGCCUCUGAUUAUUGUCCAUACUAUCAAAUAGUUCAUUCAGUAUCUUGUCCAAGUUGUUCCUAUUGUUCAAAUACUGAAGAAUCUCCAAAUAAAUCAAUAAAAGAAGAAUUUGGUAAAAAUAGUAGAUGUUUUAAUUAUAAUUUACUUUACCUUAGUAAUGAAAGAUUUAUUAAUAGAAGAACUAAUACUAGUAAUAAUAAUAAAAAAGUUAAAACUAUAAAUAAUAAUAAUAAUGAAAAUAAUGAAAAUAAUAAAAUUAGUAGUAAUAGUGAUGAUAAUAGUAAUAAUAAUAAUAAUAAUAAUAAUAAUAAUAAUAAUAAUAAUAAUAAUAAUAAUAAUAAUAAUAAUAAUAAUAAUAAUAAUAAUAAUAAUAAUAAUGGUCAAUUAUAUGAUGAAUAUCAAGAAAAUAAUAUUAUUAGUGAUCCAAUGGCAAAUAGUUUAUCAAGGAAAUCAAAUGUUGAAAAAAAAGUUGGAUGUUGGGUUAAUAGAUGUAGUGAUAAAAAUAUUGUACAAAUUAAAAUUGAAAAUGAGUGGUUAGAUUGUAAUUAUAAUUCAACUUUACAAAUACCUUUAGAAAAUAAUCAAUUCAGUACCAUAGUUUUAGAAUUAGUUUGUCCUACUGAUAUGGAUUUAUGUAUUAAUAGAUAA